Cyprinodon tularosa is the source of this 1173-nucleotide messenger RNA. It is a transcript of the gene echdc1, whose product is annotated as enoyl CoA hydratase domain containing 1. Gene Ontology annotation, cellular component: cytosol. Bases 82 to 1005 code for a protein of 307 amino acids. Gene Ontology annotation, molecular function: enoyl-CoA hydratase activity. NCBI's taxonomy places the organism in Eukaryota, Metazoa, Chordata, Actinopteri, Cyprinodontiformes, Cyprinodontidae. The record is from RefSeq and is a predicted model, not a curated record. Gene Ontology annotation, biological process: fatty acid beta-oxidation. The transcript has 7 exons.
GCAGAUUUAAAGGUGACACCACGCGGCUGUCGGUGAGCAGUGGUGAGGUAGUUGGCGCCGUGUUCAUCAUCUGGCUGCAGGAUGGUCGUCUGCAUCCUGAACAGACAGCUCAUGAGGAGCAGCAGCUGUUGUGCCCUAAUGGUCAGGCUGCAGAGACAGAGCCGUGGUUGUAUUCACUCCAGCAUCCAUGGCUUCCAUCAUGAAGAGAUCAGAGAGAAGCUGCGGGCCUUCCCUGGAGGCUCCGUCGAUCUGCUGAAGCAGGACUCCGGUAUCGCCGUGCUGACUGUCAACAACCCCGCUCGAAUGAACGCUUUCUCUGGCAGCAUGAUGGUGGAUCUGGAGGACAGGGUGAGCCAGUUGGAGAGCUGGACAGAAGGUAAAGGCCUUAUUGUUCAGGGGGCUGCCGGGACAUUCUGCUCUGGAUCCGACCUUAACGCUGUCCGAGCGAUAUCCAACCCCGAGGAUGGGAUGAAAAUGUGUAUGUUCAUGCAGGAUGCUCUCACAAGACUACUCAGGCUGCCUCUGAUCUCCGUAGCUCUGGUUGAAGGGAGAGCUCUGGGAGGAGGAGCUGAACUCACCACUGCCUGUGAUUUUAGAUUAAUGACCUCUGGCAGUGUGAUCCAGUUUGUCCAUAAACACAUGGGUCUGGUACCAGGCUGGGGCGGCGCUGCACGACUCGUCCGCAUUGUUGGAAGCCAGAACGCUCUGAAGCUGCUAGGCGGUGCUUUGAAGGUGGACUCUGAACUGGGCCUGGACAUUGGACUGGCAGAUGGAGCCCUGGAGGCUGACCAGGGUGCGGACAGUCCCCGGCAGCAGGCGGAAAACUGGCUCAGUCGCUACACUGAAGGACCGGUCCCUGUGAUUCGGGCGGUGAAGAAAGUAGUGCUGGCGGGAAGAGAGCUCCCGCUGUCUGAGGCUCUGAAGACAGAGAAGGAGGUGUUUGGAACAGUAUGGGGCGCUCCGGCUAAUCUUCAAGCCCUGGCCAGCAAGUCCAAACAUAAAUAACUCAUAAAAUCUGUUUAGAUAAGAUAGAUCAGCUGAGAUGUGCGCUGUCCUGGGUUAGAGGUGGUGAGAUUAUUCAGAGGGGACGAUCCGACUGCAGGGCAGCAGCUAAUUGUUUGGAUUGAAACCAGUUUUGGUACUUUAUUUACAAGUAAAAACAACCAACAAAGU